Messenger RNA from Colletotrichum destructivum, 1364 nucleotides. RefSeq lists its product as uncharacterized. The transcript has a single exon. The coding region runs from base 709 to 906 and encodes 65 amino acids. NCBI's taxonomy places the organism in Eukaryota, Fungi, Ascomycota, Sordariomycetes, Glomerellales, Glomerellaceae. The record is from RefSeq and is a predicted model, not a curated record.
CCACUUCGGCCGAUAUUUUCCACGUUCCAUCCCGAUCACCGUUUGCUUCCGGAGCGGAUCUAUGCAGCUUCCGCGACCGAGCCCAUGUCGCAAGAUCUCGGUGCUUCGGUACGGCACGCGUUUUAUUGGGUUCCCAUCUCGUGUACACCUUGCUCCGGCUUGGUGUUUCGCAAUGGGGAGGGAGGCUUCCUACAGCUCCCCAAACGGCGCUGCCAGUAGGAUCGAAGUGACGCCGCGGAACCUUGUUCUCGGUUUGAUGCUCGAAAUGAGCAAACGGGUAUGGGCUCAAUAUGCCCAUGUUUUGGGUCUACAAAUACAGACCAUGAGCUGUUGCCUUCUACUUGAAGUCUCUUUUGAUUGUCUUUGAAAUAACAUGCUUACAUUCGUUCCUUACUCCUGUCUCAUUAUUAUCGAAGAAAAAGAGCAAUCUCCUCAGAAACAUACGGAAUCUGAGAGCAAGGCGCCUCUGUGCGGAACAUCCAUACCACCUCUCGUUCCAAGAAGCAAGUACUACGCACACCACCCACGUUACCAACGUGGCAGCUUCGAGUUCUCGCAGACUACACGACAGUCCAGCCAACAAACAACACUUGGACGCAGCCCUUCAACGAAUUCCUCCGGCAUACAAAUAGACGCAUUCAUACUUCUUCGAGGGAAGCCAACCUCGCAUCAACCCGUGCUAUCGACGCCGAAGACUACGAGCCCAACAUGUGUCAGUAUUACGCCCACGCCUUCACCUGCAAACACCUCUCCUUCACCUUCGCGCGCUUCUGUCAGCCUGCCAGCCUCAUCCAGAAGCCCUGUGCCAAGCGCCAGGUCUGGCAAACGAUCGGCCUCGAGGACGCGUGCGAGGAGUGCUUGACCUGGUUUCCUGAUCGGUACCCGUGCCCGAGGGCGCGGUGUUAGUAAUACCGGGGAUUGGCCUCCGCUCGGGGUCGCGAGGCGUGAUUGAACGAGGACGCAUCAUUCGAGUUCUUUGAACUUUGAGGGCUUGGAUCGCGGGUCGUCUGGCUGUACGUUCGGCUGGACGCUUGGUGAGAGUCGGAGAGCAUCUUGUGCGUGUGGGAAUUUUGAUAGCGACCUGGAAGCUCUAUAAACUCUUGUUUUGAAAGCGACAUCUAAGUCACCCAGUUGAAGAAGUAGAAAAGGCGUCCCUCCUCCAUACUUAUCGCCAAGCACAUAAUCUGCUCUCUAGGUUCUCAACAACCGAAUCAAAUGUUGUCAGCCGAAGCUGGUUGAUCAUAUGGUAGAAGACAGGAGAACUACGUAAUACGCAAGUGAGCUGGUUUCGUGACCCAACGUUGUGGGGUUGGGAGAGCAGAUAGUUGCGAGCAAAACUCGUCGUAUUACAUUAUCCAUACCAU